Molecule: messenger RNA, 14083 nt
Organism: Porites evermanni
Lineage: Eukaryota; Metazoa; Cnidaria; Anthozoa; Scleractinia; Poritidae
Source: the annotation of a GenBank genome assembly
GAACAGAAGUAUUGAUUCAUUUGUUCUGAAAGAACUAGUAACAAAGCAGACCUAGACUGUGGAAAGUUAACGAGAAGGUAAGACUCGAUUAAAACCUUGUCCGCGAUUGCAGAGUAGCUCAGAGUGGAAGCCCGCCAAAGAUCAAAUUUUACACAGUUCGUGUAAGACAACAAAUGUUUUCAUCGUUUUUUAUCGUACUUUCUGGUGGAAGUGCGCUUAAUUUUCCUAGCUACAUAAAGUGCGUUAAGCUUUAGUUGAUGUUUUUGAUGUCCACACCAGAUUUCAAAGCCGCUACGGGCGUAUUAUAUAAUUAAAUUGGAAGCAUUGUUAUGUUCAAUUAUGGUAUCGAUCGAUGCAUGAAUACCGCCAUUAUGCUAAACUAUUAGUUGAUUCAGGGCGACAAAACGUAGAUUAGUUUUCUUAUAAAGGCUUGCAUUUUAAUUUCGCUUUAAUUGCGCUGGUCUUUGUUUCCUUUGACGUUAAAUUAUCUUUUCCUCCCAAGCUUUUCCUUUGAAGUUUGAAGUACUGUAGUAUGCGGCUUCUGAGUUCGAAUAUUGAGCGAUGGUCACGUAUUGCAGCAAUGCCUGUGUUUUAUUAAAGCUGUUGAUUUUUAAAUGAUUUAUGCCCUUUUGUAGGGGCCGAGAUUGUCAUAGGCCAGCUGAGAGGCGACAAAUUUAUUUUUAACUAGCCACUAACCUGACUAUCCCGAAAAGUCUUUAGCUAGGCAAGAUUGAUCUAAGAUCCUGCGGAAAGGCACAUUCCAUGUUUUAUCCACCGUGACCCCCUUCCCCCUCUUCGGAAGGCAUGGGGAUGACAGGAUUUUUACAGAUUCCGACAUGCUCCUCUCACAGGAUGCGUAGCAAGCGUUUCCGAUCGAGUUAUUGCGCGAAAGUUGGAGCGAGAGCAGAAAAAAGUAAAUGGAAAAAGGGGGAGAAUUCAUUUCCCUUUUUUGCUCUUGUCCUGACUCUCAGCUCGCAUGGAAACAUUUGCCACGAACCCUCUAUAAGAUAAAAUAGUGAUUCGGGUCCCUAAUGGUAUCUGGACAAUGGUGUAGCCUGUUCCAGGCAUACAUACACAACCCCACUUGGUAUUUUUCUUUGCGCAUUCCUCACUAUCUUAACGCAUAAAACAGGCUAACAUUCUUAGACCUAGGAUAGCCUGCGAGAAGGCUCACUCUUUCUUCUCAACGGCUUUGCAGGCUUGCGCCGCCAAAAUUUUCCAUGAACUUGCACAAAUGAGCCUGCGAGCAGGGUAGAACUAGGGCGUCAUCGUUUUUGUUAUUAUGACGUGGAGUAUUUUAAUGGAAAGGGAUUUGGUUCCUAUGUGGCCAUCAGAAAGAAAUUUUAAGACUAUUUUAAUACUAUAUCCUUACCAUUAAGCCCAUUUGAGUUGUGGACUGUGCUUUAUCUUUGAUCGAUUUGUUCACAAUGAACAUGCUUUUCAAAUGCAAAAUUUACGACUUUUUGAAUAGAUCAACUGAUUACAGAAAAACGCCCAACAUAAUGAGCGGGACAUUAACUAUGUUGUGAUGUGUUUGUUUUGUGAAAGUGGUUUUAGAAACUUUUGCAAAAUAUAGAAAGACAGAUAGACAACCGCUUGAGGGGUGGUUAAAUGAACGAAACUACAAAACAAAAACUUAAAGAUAAACUAAGUCGUUGAGCUAGAGUGCGAACGCAGACAUAUUUCCGGUCGUCGCUUCCCUUCACCCGAAAAGUAACUUGCUUUUUGGGUGGAGAGAAGCGACGACCGGAAAUACCUCUGCGUUCGCACUCUAUAUAUACUAUUCUAAAAUGCGGGACACGAAAUGAUGUUAAAACCCUGGGACAUGGAGCCGAGCUUGUGUUAUGUAGGAAACCGUGUGGCUGCUUUUUCAAAAUAUGGUUAGCCUGCGAGCAAGCUCACCAAGUUGCGAGAAGUCACGCGAGAGCAGCACGCUCUCGCGCGUUCUCUCACUGCUCACCUUGCCUGCUAUAAAUGGAGAGCUUGCUCGCGGACAGAGCUGUGGUUUGGAUUAUGGCCGGGUAUUUUACAAGCGCACCGGUCUUAUGAUAUGUAAACAGGGCCUAAACGUGGGGUUCUCUGAAAGCUUCGGCGAUUGGAUCGCACUUUAUAUCUGAAAGAAAAAAAAUUACUGAGAAAUUUAAAAAGUGGAACCUUCAUUAAGGACAUUAAGCGGCCACCCUCGAGGUAUCGAUAAGUGACCGCUUAAUGGGGGUUGGCCGCCGAAUAGAGGUUUGUCAUAAAUUAGCCUAAUCUUUAGCAGCGUCUGAUCACUUUACAGUAUUUUGAAACAAACACGCGACGGGCAAAGCGGCAUUACUGGUACCAAUCCCGGGUCCACAAUCAGUUGUCACCCCUGUAUCUCGUGCGCGGCAUUUUCCGUCACCACAUUUUUAAUACCAAAGCCAAAUUAAGUGUAUCCAGCGCUUGAUGGCCGCUUAAUAGAGUUGACAACAACUUAAGGAGAACGCUCUUCGAGAUGGCCAAAUGGUGGCCGCGGCCGCUUAAUGGGGGUUGCUGCUUAAUAGAGGUUUCAUUUACAAAUCAUUUCCACAAUAAUUUCGGGUCUUUAACUGAUUACUGGCUGCUUUUAAAAUAGAGGGUUGCCGUUUAAUGGAGGCUCAACUGUAUAGUUUUUUUAAUGGCAAAAUUGAUCUGUUGUAUUUGUUUCUCCACACCUCUGUUCGCUAACAAGAAACUUAUGAUGUGAAGUAAAGACUGAAACAGGCCGGGGUUACUUAAAAGGUUCUAUCAUCAUGAGGAAAACUCUUUUCAUGGUCGCUCACUUGCGCCCUGAUACUCACUUUUCAAGGCCCCCCAAACUGAAUUUUCCCGGGGUCAAUCACUGAACCCUCUCUCCCAAGGAGAGAGAGAUAACCCACUACACGCGCGGUUUUUUAGUGUUCUUCGUUUGUGGUUGGUAAAGUAAGAGAAAAAGCCAAAAGUUAAUCGACGACAUACGAGAAAACGUGGGAGAAGGAGGCGAGGGGCCCUGCUCCAUCGUUUUCUCGUUUGAUCUCUUACCUUACGAAACACGAACGAAAAACACACGAAAAAACCGGCUGUAGCUUGCGUAGCAGGUUUGUUUUUUUAGGUCGAAAGAAGAAAGCUCGAGGACGCGCGAGGAGGGAUUAAAAAGGAGAGGAGGCUCCUCCGCCCUUCGCGAGUUCCCCUCGCGCAGCCUUAAAAAAAAUUACCGGCGCCGCUUAAAAAUACGUUAAGGCGCUCCAGAUAUUUUCAUUUUUUCGGUUUUAGUCCUUCUACUUUAAAUUUUCUAGCGACCAUGAAGAACUGCGGUGAUGGAUCGAUUUUAGUUGUGGAAACUGUAUCAUAAGGACUUUGAGAGUCAAAUAGUCACUGGAAUAUAAGACGUAAUUUGCAAACUCUCAUUAGUUUGCUUGGUUUCUUGUUGUCUACAGCAGGUGACACGGCGCUGGAAUGACUGAACUGGUGUUACAUGAGGCAGCCGUCAAUGGUGAAUGGCAGACACUAGAAAGCAUGCUGAUGAUCCACCGAAUAGAUAUUGACCACAAAGACGAAGACUUUGGCGACCGGACAGCUCUUCAUUGGGCAGCUUCUAAAGGUCAGUAGACAGCAAUUCCGGACAUAAGAAUUUAGAUUUACGUAAAUGAUCUAAUAGACGCCAGGGGUGUUCAUUUACUGUUAGGGAUCCAAGAGGAGGCGAUUAGUAGAUAGGAGGCGUUUAAACAUAUAUAUAUAUAUUAGGGAGCUUAAGCAACGACGACGGCGACGGCAACGAGAACAUCCAGAAGGGAAUGUUAUUUAUUUCAACAGCGACGUUCUUGUCGCUGCGUCACCGUCUUUAUUUGCUAAAGCUUCCUAAUAUCAGCUUUAACUGGUAAAUGUAGACAGACUGUGUUAAAUGAAGUUGAACAUCAACGUGGUUAGAAAAAACGCCAGUGGAAACCUUUUCAAAGAAACAGGCUUGGAAAUCUAAACAUUUAUAGCGGAAGUCUCCCCCGCGGUGGUAAAUAGUGACUUGUAGUCACGUGACCUUACGUCCGUCCGUCCGCCCGCCCGCCCGUCCGUCCGCACCAAAGGCAUACCAAUGUAAAGUAACUCAAUCAACAGGUAUUGCAACCCAAAUGUAACUCGGGAUUUUUUUGGCGGGAAAUUUCAUGGUCACCAAUAAGGAGAAAACGGAAAGCGGAAAUUAUUUCUUUGUCCGUGUUGUCUAUGGUACUAAGCCUAGAUUAAUUGCCAUGUCGACAAAUUUGGAAUAUAGAGAAAGAGAAAGGCAGAGACUGAAACGAGAAAGUGGGCGACAAGCUAGCGAAGCUCAGCGAGAAAAAGAGCGACAGAGAGCUAGAGCGAGAGACAAAAAACAAAGGAGACGAAUUUCGUUGGAAGAACAACAUGAAUAUUUUGAAGUGGCGUUCUCGUUGCCGUCGCCUUUUAGCAUGACAGUCAACUCCCGCUCAGACGGACACCUUUGGGACCGGGACCGGCAGUGAGUGUCCGUCUUAGAGAGAUGUCCGUCUUAUAGAGAGCCAAAUAAAGGGAGUAAAGAAAGGCAGGGACCAACUCUAGGUGUCCGUUUUAGGGAGGUGUUCGUCUUAUAGAGGGGUCCGUUGAGAGAGAGUCGACUGUACACGAUUGUAUUUUUUCAGUAAAUUAUAAGCAUAUUAACGAGAGCUUCGCUUUUAGCCCUGGCUAAAUCUAUAUAUUAGACCCAGCUUGAUAUUCAUGAUGCAUGAUCGGUUAGACCAGCCUGAGAAGGUACUCAGGGUAGAGCUGUUCCCGGCGAGAAAUAAUUUCUGCUUGGCAGCAAGACCGCUCAAUUAAAGUACUAAAGACGCAUUGUUACAGGAUUGGCCUACUAAAAGACUAUUCCUAAAGUUCAUCACUCAGUCCCCGAGAUUGCGUUUCUUGCGGCCGAAACACAUACACGUGUUUGUAUUCCAUUUCGUUACCUCAUUACGCGGCGCCACAGAGCCAGGUCUUCUUUUUCCUCCUCCUUUCCACUUCUUUUUUGCACUUUGACAAACUUUUUUGAGAAUACAAACGCCUUUAAAUUUUGAAAUGGAGUGUCUAGACAGCAAUUCUAGACCGAGAGCGGUCGUGCUUCUUUCCUCAGAGCCACGUGCAGCGAGCGAAAAAGUAAAAUUAUGGAAAUUAAUGGUAAAAAGGAGGAGAGAAAGAAUUACUAAUGAUCAAACGUCGAACUUUUCAUCAGACGAACCCGUCGAACUUAACUAAGUGGCGAACUAACUUGAAAAGACAAAAAAUAUGGCCACGCUGCUCGCCCCCUUCGCGUGCUCUCGAUCUACUGUGACACACACACAAAAAAAGAGACUGCUCGCAGUCUACAGCAAUUCCUUAAUUGAAGUGUCAAUGCCAAAAAAUGUUUGAACCAUUAAAAGUGUCAACGAUUUAAAAACGAACAUCUAAUUAUAGUCACUGUUUUGACCUCCCAACUGGAAACGGAAACUCCAUUUUCUACGUGUUCAUCCGAGCAACGCGAAGGCGAAAGCGAGGGUUUUUAGGGCAAAGGCAGUACCGUCUUAUGAUCACGAGUGUUAGCUACCCAACUGUUAGCUUCAAACUAUUUAUUUUUCUUUCAGGACAGGCUAUUUGAUGGGAAGUUUCCACAAAUGCUUUUCAAACUUGCUUUGCGCUGAAAUAGGAACAGAAUACUAGUAGUGAGCACUUUAAAUUACUAUAGCACUCGAUCUGUUGUCAAUACGCAAGUUCCUAAUGAGGAAUUCAAGCGAAACCACUUAAGCUGUCCCAGGAGGGCGGCUACCUUAAUGACCGCGAGCUAAAAAUCAAUAUUCUUUGUUUGUUCACCCUCGAGAAACAAUACCCUCUCAGAUACUUAUACAAGAACUCGAGACUCGAUGCAAUAAAUGUAGAUUUUAAUAAUUUGUUCGGUACUCGUUAAGCUCACUACACUCCUACAAGAAGCUCCCGGCUAGCGCUAUUGAUCGUCGUUAAAGUUUUGCGGCCUGUUUUUUGAAGAGGUAUGACGAAUCAAGAGAAACCGGCGACUAAAGCUUUGUUUAACAACAGCCACGACUUGCUUUUACACGAAACUUGUGCGCUGGGAGAUGACGGAAAACUGGAAGAGUUAGGAAGUUUUAUUCGCGGUGGAAAGAUAGAUGUUAAUUCGAGAGAUGAAGAAUGGGGUGACAGGACAGCGAUGCACUGGGCAGCUCUUAGAGGUAGAGAGUUUAGACUGAUGCCAAGUUAUUUCAAUCUGUUUCUCUAGGAGGAUUAAUUUGUCUGAAAGUUAUUUAAAGUUUUGAAGACAUAGUUACAUAAUUACACGGAGUUUUCUUCCCCUUCAUAAUCUCAAUUUACCCUUGGCUCAAGCUGUAGAGAAGUCUGGUCCUUUUGCCGGCGAUUCACUUUGUACUGAAGGUUUUGUACUCAACGUUUUGUCGCUGUGAGACAGUAAAAUGCCUGGUCCUGUUAUGGGUGCGCAAUAGAUUGUAUACAAUAUACAGACCAAGACGAAAGAGUCUUAAUUUGAUUUUUUUCUCCCUAGUCCUUGAUUAGGUUUGACUACAUGUGAUGCAGGAUGUUUUAAGCAUCUCAGAACCUUUUCCUCGAUUCACAACAAAUAUCUAGAUUUUGCUUUGAACUCUCAAGUGGAAAGGUUGUUAACAGUGACGUCUAAAACUUCUUAAGCCGCGUCUACACGAACAACUUUUGAAUAGCCCUGACCAGGAAAAACUUGUCUUGUUUUCCAUUUACACGGACAAGUUGCAAGUUACGUUUAUACGCCCCCACGCCGUUGCGGUGGUUCCCUUGAUAACUUACCCGAUUUCAGUCCAUAAUGGGCAAAAUGUUUCCUCCUUUUCAGAUCAAAACGCGACUCAAAACUCAUACCGUUUGGUACGGCACAUACCUAUAGAGCUUACAUACGGGAGUACCCCCUCCCUUGGGGUGUGCGGUUAGCGCUCAAAUUACUGUGCCACUCAUGCUUCCCGAUUGGUCAACUUCAUACGUAAGGAUUAUUAGCGUUCAAUCCUGGACAUAUAGUUUUGUCCUAAUUGAACAGUCCCCCGUUUAUUUCAUGCAGUCUUGCUUAGCGGGUCUGACGUUUGUUCAACUUUAGUUUUAUUCGGGUUUCUUGACAGCCGUAUAUCGUGCGAUUAUACUUACUUCCAGGGGUUAUUCUUCAACAAAUAAAUGCCUGAGGGGCUAGUCUGCAGUGCAGGCGUAUUUUGGGCGGGCGAAAGCUGCUUGAUUAUGUUCGUACUAUUGUAACCGCCACCUUUGUUAUGACGGGGGAAGAUUAGGGAGAGUAAAAAUAGUAACCCUAAGGGUAGGUGCUUGAGCGAAAGAAGGAAAGAGGGGAGGGGAGAAAAAAGUACAAAAAGACUAUACCUAAGGUUUUCUCUUCUCUCUUCCCGCCCCCUUCCCCGCUCCUUUUGACUCGCCCCAUUUUCUCCCCUCUUUUCGAGUUAAAACAUGCGCUUUCGCGAGCAAAACAUUCGCUCGCCCGAAGAAAACGCCUGCACUGCAGGCUAGAGGGGCUUAUUUACAAUUAUCCUGAGAGUCAAACUUAUAAGCGGCCCCCGGUUUUCGCAAUUUUGCUUCCCAUAUUUACUGUAAAUUUGACUUUCCUUGAGUGGACAUCUCCAUAAAGCGGACACGGUCGCCCUCUACUAGGCUUCCCCGCUGGCUAAUUGUAUUGCAUUUUACCUCUAUUUAACGGUCAGCUAGCCGUAUAACAGGGCAAUGGUUUGACACGACAGUAGACAUUCCUGAAUGGUUGUCCUUGGUUGGCAUCCACCGACAGCGCACGGUCUACAGACCCUUGUUAUAUGACCAGAGCUUUUAUUGCAGCCAACCUCAAAGAAACCCCUCCCCUUCAGGGAGAGAAUCAAAAGGAACCUCAAAUAAAAAGAAACUCGUAUCCUCUUGAUUAGUCGUCCGGGACGUUUACGCAGCUCAUAGGCCUCUUUAGGAAGCUCGCGAUCAAUGAAUCGGUCAUUUUGUUUCAACAGUUUAUACUAGAUGGGACGCUCUGCUGUUGCUGCUAAUAAUCUAGCUACUUUGUUCCAAGCAAAUUUGCCUUUUAGUUCGAUUAAGCGUUCACUGGCUGUUUCCCAAGGGUGGCCGCUUAAUAUGAUACAGGGUUGAGUAUCCUUUCCGCUUUUUGUUUCCAGGUCAUGCUAAAUGUGUGAAACUUCUUUUGGAAUAUGGUGCUGACCCAGCCGCGCGCAUGGUAGGAGGCUGGACGCCGGCUCACUGCGCGGCAGAGACUGGACGCUUCAAUGUACUCAAAGUCUUUAUCGAGCAGAAGUCCCCUGUUAUGAUCCCGGACAACUCGGGAGACACUCCGAAAAGAGUGGCAGAAAUCUAUGGACACGCGUCUUGUGUUGAACUUCUAGAAAGGUAAAUGUUUUUAGAGAAAGGCACCAGCCUUCCAAUCUGCGGCUGUUCGCAACCGAUGAGUGCAAAUGACUAUACAGCUAUCUUGGGGCCGGUUUGUAUGAAGAAAGGUUGUUCCAGGAAAGAGGGUUAUACCCUCCCAGCUGAGGGAGCGCGAAAAAAGUUGACCCCUGUGCCCGAGCCAAUAGCGUUCGCACGUGCUCUGGUUGUCUCGCCUCGACCGAGCUGACCCAGCAGAGUGAGCCAAAGUGUUUAUAUGGAGUAGCCCGCGUAGCAGGCGUCAAAAGGGGAUAGGGAGGAAGAAAAAAACGGGAAGGAGAUGGAUUAAGGAGAGAGCGUAAGGGAUGCCUGCUAUAAGAAUCCCCUUUUGUUCAUUUCUGCGUCCGCAAAUUCCUGAUUGGCUGAGCCGUAAUGGGUAAUUUAUUAGUGUGUAUUCUGGCAUGUAUAAGUGAGAGACAACCAUGCAUGAUACAGGCACUAAGGAAAUGUGUUCUACUAGCAUAAGCUUUAGAAGAUCAAAAUUACUCCUAUCAUGUAGCAACUUCACGUUGAAACCCGAACUAGAACCAAUGUAAUAGCUUGUUUAGCAGGCAGAGAUGCUCAGGAAGUUUUGUAUACUAGAUUUGUCCAAACACUGAGCGGUGAUUCGAGGCGAUUGCGAUUCUUGCCAGACAUCUGCAAUGCCGAUAUUCACAUUCGCAAGAGCACCGCUUAUAAUUACUCAAAGAGUUUUUGUAAUUCUCCUUUCAUUAUUCGGUCUUAUUCGCGUCUCAUGCUGGCGAGUGUUCCGUUCUUUGUGACCAUUAAGUUUGAUGAUGCAAGACGAAAGGUCUUGUGAAUUCACAGGAAACUGAUCAUUGUUUGUCGUGUUUGCUGCGGGAGCAAGAACAGUAAAGAUGUAUUAUUUUGCUCGAUUAUGAUAUCAUUUGAAACAGGCCUGCAUUUGAAAAAAGCGUCUCGACUUGACAAUUUCCGGUAAACAAAGUAUUAAAUUAAUUUUGCCAAUGCUGAGAAGCGCCCCCUACUUGUGAUUGGUCACGUACUGACAGUCGACGUUAUCGGAUUACGUUGAGAAAUUGGUGGGCGAAAUACAAAAACACCAGCUCUUAUAGCAGGCACUCGCUUCCCUUUUCCCUUUUUGCGCUUUCUCCGUCCUACCUACCUCCCCUUUUUGCGCUUGCCACGUAGCCUAUAUGGAGCAAAGUUGGCCUGGUUGGAAGGGUGACCUGGCUAGGUGGAUCACCCGUCCAGCCGACUGGGUGUACAUUUUGUUUCUAAUGUAAACAGUUCGCCACGUUUUUUAUAGCGGAGCUCUUGCGCUUGCGCAGUGGAACACCAUGGGUAAGAAAAUUUGGUUAUCUAUGCAUCCGAUAAAUUUGGUAGUGACUUGUAGUCACGUGACCGUGCGUCCGACCGAUCGACCGCCGUCCUUCCGCAUCACAGGCAUACCAAUGUAAAAUAACUCAAUCAACAGGUAUGGCAACCCAAAUGCAACUCGAGAGUUUUUUGGCGGGAAAUUGCAUGGCCAACCGCCCCGGGCUUGUGAAGCAGAGACAAUUCAAGAGUCAACAAAGACAAAAUGGAAAGCGGAAAUUGUUUCUAUAUCUGGUCGGUUUAAAGUAUUAAGCUUAGAUUUAUUGUCACGUCCACAAAUUUGGAAUACAGAGGAAGAGAAAGACAGAAAAUGAGAAGUAGGCGACAGGCUAGCUAAGCUCGACGAGAAAAAGAGCGUCAGAGAGCUAGAGCAAGAGAUAAAAAACAAAACAGACGAAUUUCGUUGGAAGAACAACAUGAAAAUUUUAUACUGGCGGUGAGAAAAUGAGAAAUGCCAGCGGUCAGCUAGCUGAAAAUAAGCGGAGGUGAAAAGAAAGCGAACAGGAACACAAGUAACAAAAUUUUUUGUGAGCACAACGACAUUUUCUAAUAAAACGUGUAACUAGGAAGGUUCACGUUGCAACAAUAAUGGCCAAAAAAUGUGCAAAAAAGUGUGCUGCACGUGCCAAUUUUUUUUUGCUCAUUAGACCUAUCGAUUUUUUUGCCUUUCUCGUUACUGCCGCCGGUUAAGAUUACACGAUUUUAUUUUUUGUUUGAGUAAAUGGCCGUUUUUGUACUAAGGACGCAUUAUCCUUCUGGACGAACUUGGGCAAACAUUUGUAGUCUUUCUGGUUAUGCGUUUCAAGUAUAAAGACGAGUACAAGACGCAUUAUGCGUCUGGAGGAACUUUCCUUCGAAAUACGUCUUGAACGAGGUCAGCAUUAGAUCCCAUCGGCCGUAGCCCCUUUCUCCCCUCAUGAAAUUUACACAAGGUAGAACUGUUUUCUGCUUUUAUAUCACAUUAAGAUGAUAUUUCAAGCUGGAAAUGUUCAUGAAAGUGCAAGUCUCUUCAAAUUGAAGGAAAAAAAUUGAUACGUAAGACAGAACGUAUUCGAACCCACGACCCAGUAUACUACGCUAACCAUUAGACCACUGAGAAUUUGCUGGAUGGAGGGGAAAUAAUUUAAGUACUUAUAGCAUCAACCCCAACACAAAAAAAGAACCUAACCAGUUUCGAAACAGUGCUUAGCCCUAAUCUGUAAAAGGCAGUGCUUAACCCUGAUCAGUAAAGGCAGUGCUCAACCCUAAUCGGUAAAGGCAGUGCUUAACCCUAAUCUGUAAAAGGCAGUGCUUAACCCAAAUCAGUAAAGGGGAAAACUACGUUGUGUAAAUUUCAUGAGGUGUCUGAACGGGCAACAGUCGACGGGAUCUAUUGAUAACCCUUGAACGACGCACUACGAAAGGUAGUUCGUCUGGACGCAUAACACUUUUAGUGCCCGUCUUUAUACUAGAAACGCAUAACUAGACGAACUACAAAAUGUUUUCCCAAGUUCGUCCAGACGGACGAAAAGUAUGAAAACGGCCAAUUGUAAAUAUAUUAACGAGAGCUUCGCUUUUAGCCCUGGCUAAAUCUAUAUAUUGGGGUAGUGUACGAAAAGUUGGCGCGCCCAGGGCAGCUCGAGUAGUCCGGUGACCCUUUUACCCGGGACAGCCUUUCUCUCUAUGAACGUGGCUUUACAGUGCUGUCACGCCCUGCUCUGUUGGCUUAGUUGUGUUGUGCUGCUGUCUUGCAAAGCUAAUUUUCUGCUAAUUUUCUGGAAUCAGCGUUACUGCCUUGUUUGCUGAUUGCAAUUUACAACUUAGUUGCUGGAUUUUUAUUGUUAUUAUUUGAGCGGCGCCCAAAUUAAGUUUCCGGGAUCGCCAGAUUGGCUUCAUGGUUGUAAUAGGUCUGCGGGCAAUAGUGAGCAUACAAAGGUAGCCCUAGUCUACGAACGAAGAAGUAUUUGCUUUUGUCGCUUCUUGCUGUCUUGAAAUACAUCUGGGCUCGCAGUUUAGGGGAAGGCGCUCCCCUAAUGUAGUUUGUCAAUGGUAGGAAACAGGUGAUUUUACGAAUUGUCUUUGUUUGUUGCAAGAGUUUUUGAGAUCGUAAAUGUGGCUCAGAUGAAUAAAGAGAUUGUUUCAUCACUCUCACUACCUCUAUGUUUAACAAUACGCAAUUGCGAAACAAUAAACCAGUCUAAAUUUAGAGUGAAAAGGAUAGAUUUGUGGCCCAGCUACACUGAAGCAGUCAAAAUAGCCUAUGCAGGUUCAACUUGUCUAUGCUUAGCUCAAAAAAUUUAUACUCUUAUGUUGAAAAUGGAACAUAGAAUGGAAUCCUCAGUUUUUGUUUUAUGUCUGUUUCAGGAAGGCUGCGUGGGGGCAUAAAAAUGGGAGUGAGAGAGGAGGGGAAAACACGAAAUCUCCGGCAAUCCCCUUCCCUGACAUUUUCAUUCAUUUCCUUUCACGUUUUUCUGUUUUUUUUUUUUACAUGAACUCGCCUAAUUAAACGCUUUCAAAGCGUCUUGUUUAUCUUUACUCUUUAUAACGACAAGGCUGGAGCCCAGCCACGUCUCCUCUCCUGCCUCGAUAGCUGAUAAUGGAAAAGGGAAAUCGAAAAAAGGGAAUGACUAGGAUUGACAGCCGUCGGUUGCAAAGAGACUUUUAGUUUUUACUAAAUUUAGUAAGUUAUGGUAAUACCACUGAUCGUAAUAGGCUAUUUUCACGAUGACAACUCAGGACAAGUGGCUUAAUCUUAAUGAAGAUUUCUUAGUCAUUUUCGUCAUCUCUCUUGGUUCAAAGAAAAAAACUGAGUGUCCAACGGUCCAAACGACAUUUCAGCGCUUGGACGACAAAUUAUUUCAUGAAGGCAAAAAUGUUCAUUUUUGGCCAUUUCUUUCUCUCUUUUUUCAGUGCCGAAGAGUCGCCAGUGCAAAAGCAACUUCUUAUUCGCGACAAGUUUCGCACCAAGACAAGGAAGAUUUCACGAAUAGUAGCUGAGAAAGGCCUGGAGGGUCUUCAGGAUAAGGCCAUAGAACCUGCAAGCUAAUGGUUGGUGAUUUUUUCCUCCGUCUAAAAUUUCUUAUGGUCUACUUGUUACAUUUGCUAUCAGAGUAUGUCUUUAAAAUCGUUGCAUCAGAAGCAGGCAUUCUUGGUGCUAACAGAUUUAGGGUGACCCUCGGCGAGUAAUUCUUGAAUUAUGUGAGGACAUGAGAACAACUCAGAAAAGCUCCAUGAGUUUGUUUGGGGAAUUGACGCUAUAGAAACGCCAGCGCCACAUCAAAAGUCGCGUGUGCUGGUAAUAGAUGACUUCAUUUGACAAGGAUGUUUUUUCUUCCUGGUCAAAUGAACCGCGAUAUCUUUAUCAUCAACGUUAGUUUACAUCAAGUCUUGUCAUGGCGGUUCUUCUUGUCCAGUUCUACAGUUCAGUGGAGGCUCCUCAACUCGCUCACCAUCAGAGUCUCUUUACUUUUGUCAGAACUAACGAUUAUAUUCUCCAUGUAUUUUGGCAUGUAUCAUCUUUGAUUAUUAGGAGGCCGGUGCUUUGCGUCGGAACAUCGUCAUUUUGAAUUGCUGCGAAAGAAUGGGCCUCUGUCGACUCCUGGAGACACAGGUAAUCGAAGCCUACGCGUGGGCAAGCGGGAAUUAGGGCACGAAAGAUAGUCCACGUCAAUAGUUGUAUCGUCAAACUGGAGGUCCUGGUCUAAGCUGUCGUCAGCUAUCUGUGAAUGCAAGAAAUACAUAUCUUGCAAACCCUAGCGAACUUCGGUGUUGCACCGCUCAAGUUAAGCCCUGCCGGUAGCGGUUAGAAACUGGAUGGGUGAUCAGCCGCGAAUAUCCUGCUGUAAGGACCGUCCUACUUUUUUUCUCUCUUGUCUUAUUCUUUUAUUUCGCGCUUUGGUAUUCAAAGCCUCGUGAAUCUUUAUAUUAUGACAAAUUUAUCGUAUUAACUGAGAUGUAAAAAUCGAAAUACCAUUGAUAAUUUACGAUUCCGCGUAGCAAGACAUGCAGUUUCGAUUGAACCGUUCUCAUGAUUCUGCUUCAUUCCUUUGCUGUAUGAAAGGAGCUCUUGACAGGAUCUUCAGGUUACCGCGACUGUAAACAACGCAUCUACCCACCGAUACAAGCCCGCAUUGGCCAAGCUCAGAGUACUUUGAUUUUCAACACUAAAGUUGUGAUUGUUUACAUCCGGAGCCCGCAUAUAAGAGCACUUCCUACGUUCAAAAGAAACAGUUGCCGCUAAAUUCAUGGCGGUUUGAAUUGGAAGUUUGCAUGAAACACUUGUAAAACACUAUUGUACCACAUUUUAAAUUAUAUAUUAUCAGAGUUUUAAACUUGUCAUCAGAGGAUUAGUUUUGUACAAAGG